AUGGCGCUCCCCGAAGAGGUAGAAGCUCUCACCAAAGCUUUCUCAGGACAUGGAAUUGAUGAGAAAUCAGUGGUUUCGAUUUUGGGGAAAUGGGAACCGGAGAAUAGGAAGGCUUUCAGGAAGGGAACACCGCAUCUCUUCAUAGAGGAUGAACGCCAAUUUGAGAAGUGGGAUGAUCGUCGGGUUCGACUUCUAAAACAUGAAUUCAUGCGUUUUAAGAAUGCAGCGGUGCUGUGGGCAAUGCAUCCGUGGGAACGAGAUGCUCGCUUGGCAAAGGAAGCGCUGAAGAAGGGUCCUCAUGCCUAUGGAUUGCUAGUUGAGAUUGCAUGCACCAGGACCUCAGAAGAGCUUUUGGGAGCUAGGAAGGCCUACCAUUCUCUUUUCGACCGUUCCCUUGAAGAAGACAUAGUUUCUCUUAUUGAUGGUGCGGAACGUAAGCUCUUGUUUGCCCUUGUGAGUGCUUAUAGAUAUGAAGGAUCAAAGGUUAAAGACGAGACUGCAAAAUCAGAGGCCCAAGCACUUUCUGUUGCCAUUCAGGCUGGUCAUGAGAAGUCAAUCCUCGAGGAUGAGGAAGUAAUAAGGAUACUAGCAACAAGAAGCAAACCUCAUCUCCAGGCAGUUCAUAAGCACUAUAAAGAAUUAUGUGGCAAAAACCUUGAUGAGGAUCUUGAUGACUUAAGGUUAAAGGAGACUGUGCAAUGCCUUUGUUCCCCUUUAACAUACUUUAUUCAGGUUCUGGAUGCAGCAUUGAGAUUUGAUGCAGAUAAGAACACCAAGAAAGCUCUUACACGUGUGAUUGUUACUCGAGCUGACACAGAUAUGAAGGAGAUCAUGGAUGAAUAUCAAAGCUUGUAUGGAGUUUCCUUAUCCCAGAAAAUUGAAGACACAACUAAUGGCAACUUCAAGGAUUUCUUGCUAACCUUGAUUGCUAGAGCAGGCUAAUUUUAGAAUCUGAAAAAUAAACAUAUGAUCAGAGCAUAAAUAAAAAGAAAGAAAGAAAAGAAAGUUAGAAGUAAGGAUUUAGAAAGAAAGAAAGAAAAGAAAGUUAGAAGUGAGGAUUUAAUCUGCAAUAAUUUUACCACAUGAUUAGAUUUUUUAAAAAAAAAUUAUAGGUAAGUGUUUCUAGAAUUAGUUGUGCUAAUUUAAAGUUCUGAAAUGUAACUCUGCCUGCAUAUGUUUAGGCAUGAUAUGUGAUAUGUGAUUGCAUAA
Molecule: messenger RNA, 1209 nt
Organism: Neltuma alba
Lineage: Eukaryota; Viridiplantae; Streptophyta; Magnoliopsida; Fabales; Fabaceae
Product: annexin D4-like
Exons: 6
Coding region: 1-942 (313 amino acids)
Biological process (GO): response to water deprivation; response to heat; response to salt stress
Cellular component (GO): cytoplasm; plasma membrane
Molecular function (GO): phosphatidylserine binding; calcium-dependent phospholipid binding; calcium ion binding
Source: RefSeq, a predicted model, not a curated record